Messenger RNA from Glossina fuscipes, 907 nucleotides. RefSeq lists its product as uncharacterized. Gene Ontology annotation, biological process: mitotic sister chromatid segregation; protein localization to kinetochore involved in kinetochore assembly; mitotic spindle assembly checkpoint signaling. Lineage: Eukaryota; Metazoa; Arthropoda; Insecta; Diptera; Glossinidae. Gene Ontology annotation, cellular component: RZZ complex; kinetochore microtubule; cytoplasm. The record is from RefSeq and is a predicted model, not a curated record. Gene Ontology annotation, molecular function: small GTPase binding. The transcript is spliced from 5 exons. The annotation marks the transcript as partial.
UAGCGCGCUAUCGUUUGCCCUUUAUGUCAAUUGUAGAACAUCCAUUGAAGGAUACAUUGGAUAGUGAAUUGAAUGUAGACAAUUGUGAGAGUUGGUUUCCGCUCAUACAAAUGCACACCACGCUUAAGGGCUCUCGCGAUGUAUCUCAAAAUAAUGAUUACUUUUGCAUGUCAGCUGUUAAAAAUUCUAUAGCAGAGUAUAAAAGUAAAAGCGAAAUUGAGAUCUGGCAUUUGCAACCUACUAAUAACGCUUUUUUAAAAUCGAUUUUACGCCUAGUAAAGCACGUUCAUAAUUUGUCUAAAGCAUUCCUCAUUCUCUACUUUGUUUCAAAUUAUGCCCCGGAUGGAGCCGAUCAAGUUGAGGCAUCCUAUGAAUGUUAUAAAUUUGUAAUGACAAAUGAAAAAUUAAUUGUGGAUCCAAAAUGUCAGGAACAAUUAAAAAAAAUUAAACGAAAUUAUCCGGUAAUAAAAACACAACAUUUAUUACACGCAUAUGGAUUGAACGAUGAUGACUUGAUAAAAUUAGUUGAAUAUCCUUCAGAAUUGAUACACCGUUUGUAUCAUCACGAAAUUAUACUGAAGGGAGGUAAAUUGGAUAUAAAUACGUUAGUAAAAGAGAUAGCGGAGUUACAUGAUAUCAAGGAGGAAAAAAUUCAGUUUAAAUUGCUACAAAUGUGGUUGUCAUUUACAUCGGACAUGGCUUCUAGUGACAACACGCUACUAGAUGAAACUUUGUAUGAAGAUCAAAAUAUAGUGGGUACAGUUGGAGUUGAGGAUAUGAGUACAGCAGCGGAAAAUGUGAAACGGGCUAAUUACAUCCUAGCUAGUUGGCCCAAAGAUGUGGCGGUACAAUUCUUAAUAGGUCAUAUGUAUCCACCAGAGGGAAUGACUAACACUUCCAAGCAAUU